CUGUUCUCGCGUUGCGUCUGAAAUAUGCAUCUGGAAAAAGAAGUUUUCGACAUCGCUCAUUUGCAAAGCUUGGCCACAUCCCUCGGAAAACGACAAAAACACAAUGAGGAUUGUGUAUAUGUGAGGGACCCGCAGUGCCACGAAACUCUUCAAGAUAUUUUGCGCUUCCUUCGCCGAGACACCACGAGUUCUAGGUCUAUCAUGUUGCUACUCCAUGGAUGGAAUUUAGUUGAAAAGGAUCUCAUCCCUCUCUUGCUGAACUACCGUGGCGAAGCAAGUGUUUUUCUGGACUCGAUUAAGCUGCUCGUAUUUCUUACAUUGCCUGCCGACCAAGAAUCAUCGAGUUACGCUCAGCAGCGUCGAUGCAUCCUAAAUACUCUCACUGCACUUCUGCAGAGUCAGGAGAUCAUUCCAGUAUUGUUUUCAGCUCUUUUGGUUUCCCUUGAACGAUAUGAAGUUAACCAGCUUCGUUCGAACGAUGAAGAUGCGAAAGUCAUCCAGCUGUUCCUGACACUUAUACGCAAUCUUUUGGCGGGGACUGAUUAUCGCGUUGCAGGAAGCCGCGGACAAGAUCACGUUGUGUUAAAGGAAAAGCUUUUGACAGUUCUUUUCGACUUACAAUUUCCUGCACUUCUGAGUCAAAUGGCGAAGGAUGCUAGAAAAAACCCAUUUACUGAAGAAUCUGCACUUCUUGUCGAAAUUUUUGAUCUUUUAUUUCUUGACCAGAAUCCGUCUCUUCUCGCUUUAUUUUUUGAUCAACAGCGACGUGAGGCACCAUCGGUCAAAGCAGCUAAAAAUUCGCAAUCUUGGACCACUUGCCAACAAGACAGACAUAAACACGUGCGACACAGUCGUUUUGGAAGCAGAGUGGUAAGCGCAAGUUCAGGAGAUACGGUGAACUCGAAAAGGACUGGAUUCCGCUCUUUUUUGUUGACUAGGAGGAGCUAUUUUGGAAAGGUGGUUUCAAUGAACUUAUUUUAGCAGCGUUGAGUCAGCUGCGCCACCAGUCCAACCUUGAUAGUGAAGAAUAUUCUGCACGACUCCAUGGAUUCCUCGGCAUCUCCAGCUUCUUUAUCCAUUUUUUUCGCAUUCGUUUCAAUUCAGGUGAUGAUGCCGUGCAACCAGUUACUAACGUCCUUGACAAGAACGUUCUAUUUUGGCUUCUUCAUGCGUGGCAUUCUCUGGAGGAAGCAAAGGAUGUGCAUGGAUUAAUCCGGAUAUCUGGGCUUGUGAAGGAAAUGUUUCUCUUUCUUGAUGAUAUAAUACGAAAAUAUGGUCAUGCUGACCAGUUUGCGAGCAAGGCUCUAGCAUCUGCUGUAUUAAUUGAAUCAAAAGACAACUACCUGCAUUUUUAUUUGACAGCUGUGAAGCGCUAUGACAGCAACUCCGUGCCAUUCGUAUACUUGGCCAACAUACUUGAGGUACGCGAUCGUUGAGCUGUUCGAAUAGCUUGGUUUUACUUCCUGUUUCUAUCAGGGGCUGCACGCGGUUGUAUCUCUCAUGAAGCAGGUAAAUACAGCUUUUUUUUCUCAACAUAUGUUUCGGACACCAGACUCAUACCUCCCAACACAGACUGACCUGACAGAUGUGACUCUGCCAGCAGAACUUAUGGUUCAGUCAAUCAUAGACAAACAUGUCCAGUACGAUAUUUAUGGUAUCAUUUUGACAUUUGUGUUCCAUCCUCACUGCUGUGCUACCAGGUUACUCGCGUUCUGGCACUUGAAUUCUCAAGAACUGAACAAAACAAUGAUGAUAUACCUCGGUCACGCACAAACAAUGGGAAAAAAUUGCUUGUAUCACUCGCUCAAAAUCCUUGUGAGUUUGCAUGGAUUUGCAACGGGCCAUAAUGGGCACACACCGUUUUCCAGUGACAUUAUGUCUAUGCAAUGUUACCGGUUGACAGAGACACCUUUAUUUUGUCCAGAAAAAUACGAUCACAAACUUAAUACUCUGAUUAUGUCGAUUGCAUACGUGACCUCUUGCAUACUGAAGUCAACUUAGCAGCAAUACCUUGGCAAGCCCAGAAGCAAAUCGCGUAGUUGUUUCGGAUUCGUUGGUCUCAUCAUAUGCAUAAACCACUAGACUCACGUUAAAAAUUUCGGAUGAGCAAGUGCACCAAGCGUGAACAUAUGUCAGAAGGAAACGCUACCGAGUG
Molecule: messenger RNA, 2155 nt
Organism: Micromonas pusilla CCMP1545
Lineage: Eukaryota; Viridiplantae; Chlorophyta; Mamiellophyceae; Mamiellales; Mamiellaceae
Exons: 15
Coding region: 25-981 (318 amino acids)
Biological process (GO): DNA replication checkpoint signaling; DNA repair; replication fork arrest
Cellular component (GO): replication fork protection complex
Molecular function (GO): DNA binding
Source: RefSeq, a predicted model, not a curated record